Messenger RNA from Capsella rubella, 941 nucleotides. Its product is annotated as superoxide dismutase [Mn] 1, mitochondrial. Bases 51 to 746 code for a protein of 231 amino acids. The transcript is spliced from 6 exons. Gene Ontology annotation, molecular function: superoxide dismutase activity; metal ion binding. Gene Ontology annotation, biological process: superoxide metabolic process. Lineage: Eukaryota; Viridiplantae; Streptophyta; Magnoliopsida; Brassicales; Brassicaceae. The record is from RefSeq and is a predicted model, not a curated record. Gene Ontology annotation, cellular component: mitochondrion.
AGAACGAAUCUUCUUCACAGUGUAUCUUCUCUAUCUAACAAACCAAAACAAUGGCGAUUCGUUGUGUUGCGAGUAGAAAAACCCUAGCCGGCUUGAAGGAGACAUCAUCGAGGCUUUUGGGAUUCAGAGGAAUCCAAACAUUCACGCUUCCUGAUCUUCCUUACGACUAUGGCGCUUUGGAGCCGGCGAUUAGCGGAGAGAUUAUGCAGAUUCACCACCAGAAGCAUCACCAGACUUAUGUUACUAAUUACAAUAAUGCUCUUGAGCAGCUUGAUCAGGCUGUGAACAAGGGUGAUGCUUCCGCUGUUGUUAAGCUACAGAGCGCUAUCAAGUUCAAUGGUGGAGGUCAUGUGAACCACUCUAUUUUCUGGAAGAAUCUUGCUCCUGUCAAGGAAGGUGGUGGAGAGCCACCAAAGGGAUCUCUUGGCAGCGCUAUUGACACUCACUUUGGCUCCCUUGAAGGUUUGGUGAAAAAGAUGAGUGCUGAAGGUGCUGCUGUGCAAGGCUCAGGAUGGGUGUGGCUCGGUCUAGACAAAGAAUUGAAGAAGCUUGUGGUUGACACAACUGCCAAUCAGGAUCCAUUAGUGACAAAGGGAGGAAGCUUGGUUCCUCUGGUGGGUAUAGAUGUUUGGGAGCACGCCUACUACUUGCAGUACAAAAAUGUGAGACCGGAAUAUCUGAAGAAUGUAUGGAAAGUGAUAAACUGGAAAUAUGCAAGCGAGAUUUACGAGAAGGAAUGCAACUAAAUCUUUCCGUAAAGAGAGAGAGGAGCCAGAGUUCCAGCUCGACCAUGUGUUAAGGUUGUCUGAAAUAACACACUUGUGAUGUCCCUCUUUUGGUCUUUUGAGUUAGCUCAAGUGAGUUGUUUGGUUAUACAUACGUUGUUUGACGAAUACUCCCAAGUUCCAAGAAUAAAAAGUUUUUGCUAUUAUUUUUGAAGA